GAAAUGAAAGAAUUCAUGUAAGCAGAACAGAGCAUUUUUUCAUUUCCUAAUGCGCCAUAUCCUGUGGCAAAUUUUUCUUAUCUAUCUAUCUUACGUUCUAACAAGUUUCGACUAAACUUCAUUUAAAAAAAGUCGAUUUUCAUCAAGAAUUACUAUCUGAAGUACCAGGCUCACAAGAUGUCGAGAGGGGAAUUUGGAGGCCGAAGACCAAUGUCUUCUAAUGGUCGAGGGGAAUCAGAAUAUGAACGACUUUGUAAACAAGCUGGAAGUAAUAUACAGCAAAUCACCCUUAAUGUAAAUGUUAUGCAAAAGUUGGUUAAUAAGUUGGGGACGUCAGAAGAUGCAAUACCAGUCCAAGAAAGAUUACAAAAUACAGAAAAAAGUACAAAGUCGCUAGCAAGUGAAACAAGUUCCAUGAUUAAACAAUUGCCUCUUCUUGAGGCUGAAGAUCCUAUGGAACAGAAACAACGCAAGGUUCAAGUGAAUCGACUUCGUGAAAACUUUAUGGAUGCCUUGAACAACUUUCAGUCUGUUCAGAGGGAAGCAGCUGACCGCGAGAGAGCAUUUGUAUCAAAAGCUCGAGCAAAAUCUGACAAUUUCGCACCUUUUGGUCAAACUGAGCCAAGUGGAAUAUCUUAUGAUCAUAGAGGUCAAUCAACAACUAUUCAGGUGCAACAGGAAGAUGAAAUUAAUGUUGAAUUACUUGAGGAACGCGAGAGAGCAGUCAGACAACUGGAGAGUGAUAUCAUGGAUGUAAAUGAGAUAUUUAGGGAUCUGGGGACCAUGAUUCAUGAACAGGGAGAGAUGAUAGAUAACAUUGAGGAUCACGUUGUUACGGCUGGUACACAUGUAGAAGAAGCAAAUACACAACUACAGAAAGCCAGCGAAUAUCAGAAAGCAUCUCGUAAAAAAAUGUGCUGUCUUUUGGUGAUUUUACUUCUUGUUGGAGGUGUGAUUGCUAUAAUCAUUUGGCAGACUACGAAAAAAUCAUAAUAACUUCGUAAUCAUAAUAACUUCGAAUUUUUAUGUAUAUCUUCCUUAAACUACACAUUAUAAUCAGCUUGCGUAAUGCUCAAUGAAAAAAAAGCAAUUUAAUGGAAGGAAAAUGACUUUAAGGACAACACUGACAUAGUAUAAAAUAUGCAGUAAAAAAUUUAUCUGGAAACCAAGCAUAAUUUGAUAUGUAAUACUAGAUUACGUGCAAUUGACGUUCUAGCAAAUAAACUCUAGGAAUCUUA
Xenia sp. Carnegie-2017 is the source of this 1238-nucleotide messenger RNA. RefSeq names its product syntaxin-7-like. The record is from RefSeq and is a predicted model, not a curated record. Gene Ontology annotation, cellular component: SNARE complex; membrane; endomembrane system. Gene Ontology annotation, biological process: vesicle-mediated transport; intracellular protein transport; vesicle fusion. Bases 178 to 993 code for a protein of 271 amino acids. The transcript is spliced from 12 exons. Lineage: Eukaryota; Metazoa; Cnidaria; Anthozoa; Malacalcyonacea; Xeniidae. Gene Ontology annotation, molecular function: SNAP receptor activity; SNARE binding.